Messenger RNA from Colletotrichum karsti, 918 nucleotides. RefSeq lists its product as uncharacterized. The transcript has 3 exons. NCBI's taxonomy places the organism in Eukaryota, Fungi, Ascomycota, Sordariomycetes, Glomerellales, Glomerellaceae. The record is from RefSeq and is a predicted model, not a curated record.
CUGUUCAUUCGUCAAAGGAAAUCUCAGUUCCAGAAGGCCAGCGACGAGUCCCGAAGUUGCCUGACCUUCACCUACUUGCCCUCCCAGAGUGUCUACCUGUCACUUCAUUGCAACGAACACGCAAACAGACAUUGCCUCGACUUCUCCUCCAGCGUAAUCGACUCGCUCAGAACUUGCUCCCUCGCCGACCUGAGUUCAUCAUCUCUUGAUCUCAUCCAUCUCCAGGCCGCCCUCCUAACGAUCCACCAACCACGCCCCAACAUGGCCUCGAAGAAGAGCAACCUCGGCAAGCGCCAGCGCGACCGCCUCAAGAAACAGAAAGCAAAGAGCGUCGUCCCCACGAGACCCGACACCCCGGAAUCCGACCCCGUCCCCGACGAGCCGCCCGUCCCGGGCCUCGACGUCACCAACUACAGCGACGUCAGCAACCUCGCCGCGAACAUGGGCAUGGGCGGACAGGUUAAGGAGAUGGUCGCCGUGGACUCCAAGGGCCGAAAGCUGCGUGUCGUCAUGGGCGGCGAGAAGGUGAUGAACGAGUUCAGCAAACGCAUGGACGAGGAGAACGAGGUCCAGGGCAAGCUCGAUCACAUCGCGGCCAAGUUCAACGCCGCCCGCGCGGCCGCCUACGGGGCGGGCGCGAAGAAGAUGUCCCAGGCGGAAGUGAGCAAGGCUAAGAAGGAGCUGGCGGAGGUUGUGGACGAGAUCGGCGAUGUGUUGCAGACGGACGUUGCGUAUCGCCUUCUCGUUCAGGGUCAGCGCAAGACGUUUUACUCUGAUAGAAUGAAGUUGGUUUUGCACCGCGAGGAGCCUGGCUACAAGGCGCCUUCUCUUAAGAGAGAGGAACCGCUCCGCCGGGCCAUCUCCCGUAUCGAGGGAAAGAUUGAUGCAGUUGCUUCCAGGCUGGACGGAAAACAUUGA